ACAACGUUCACAACUCUCGGUUCACAACUAUUCGACUUUUUAUUUUUUUUUUAAUAUGAAUGCAAGAAUAGAAUUUUUGAGUGUAUAUAAUAAAUUGUUAUCGUUUUAAAGCUUCAACAAACAUGGAUAGCACUGAAAAUAUAUGCAGGAUCUGUUUACUGGGAACUAAUUCCAAUGUGGACAUAUUGUUCGUAAACAUCUUCACACAAGAUGAUUUGCAAACACAGUUUAAUAUUAUAGAAGCACUGCAAAACAUAUGUCGGUUAGAAGUGUCUAAAGAAGACGGUCUUCCCAAUCAAAUAUGUUUCCAGUGUCAUUCUCGCUUAGAGGACGCCCAUCGUCUUUGCAUACUCUCGCACCGUUCGGAGGAAACAUUGAGGAACAUAUUUUUGAAAGCAACUACGCAUGAGCUCCAAACAUUUUUGUCAAACCACCCAGAUACGGUAACUUCAGAGUUAGUGGAAGAGUUCAACGAUAGAAAUGAUGAAGAGAUCAACACAUUUGAAGCGCAAACUAUGUCCGAUGACCAGUCUAGAGAAGGCGAACAAUCGCAAUCAAUUUACUGCUGUGGUUGCGAAGCGUCUUUCAGCGACGAACGGAAACUAAGGAAGCAUUCAAUCAUGAUGCAUCGUCCCAGGAAGUUGUCGAUUCCCAAAAGGAAAGUUCGCUGUAAUGUGUGUUUUGCUUUGUUUGCUGAUCAAGAUUCAAUUACAACUCAUAAACAAGGGCGAAAUGAUCUACAACCAGCGAAAACAUGCGUAUUUUGCAAGUGCGUUUUCUACACGAAUAUUAAAUUUGAUGAUCAUCAAAAUAUGUUUCAUUCGGACAAAUUGUUUAAAUGUUGUGGGUGUAGUUUUCGAACAGAAAACUCGAAUGAAUUCAAGGCACAUUCUUUGCGUCACAAAGAUCAUGAUAUGAGAAAUUCCAGAAACAAGCAUCGGUGUCGUAUCUGCAGUAGCAGAUUUGAGUCCCGACAAGAGCAGAGAACACACGAGCGAUUACCUUAUCGACGGAUAAAAUCUAUUCAUAAAACUAUGGAGAAGCAAGAGUCAAAUGAAGCUGCUGCUGUAUGUUGUGGCUGUAACAAAGUCUUCUUUACAACUUCAGAAUUACAUAAUCAUCAGGAACAAGUCCAUAGACCGCAGAGAGAAGGUAGUGAUAAGAACGAGUUACAAGAGGAAUGUAAAGGUUGUUUUAAGCGCUUCAAAAAUGAAUGCAUGCUGGACAGACAUCUUUGUUCCACCUCCCGAAAGAAGUUUUUCGAAUGUAGCAAAUGCUCAGUAGCUCGACGGACAUUCAAAGAGUUACUCGAUCAUAUGGCAGUUCAUCAAGGGAAGGAAGCAUUCAUAUGCUGUGGAUGUCGCAAAAGGUUCGACACGCAGGAAGAUCUUGAACAGCACUCCAAAGAAGUACACGCGAUCCGACCAAAAUAUUAUCACGUUGAUAAUCUUGAGUUGGAACGACCGUUUGAAUGUAAAAUAUGCUACCGCCGCUACAAGUGCGAACGGAUUCUUCGUAAUCAUCAGCAGUAUGUGUAUUACGAUAAAAUUCAUACUUGUGAUAUAUGUGGUAAAGGUUUCAGUCAGAAGAAAGCACUUGUUCUACAUUUAGCCACUCACAAAACUGAAGCCGAGCAUCCAUGUGCUCAGUGUGGUAAAAGGUACAAACAUGACACCCUCGCGCGCAGAUGUGAGAUCCGUCAUGACCGUCCUCAGGAGUACCGUUGUAGAUUCUGCAAUGCAACCUUCCCGAACGGAUCAAAUUUAAACUCUCACUUGGUGUCGCAUUCCGAUGAGCGACACUACAAAUGUGAUAUUUGUAAUCAAACCUUUAAGCGCAGUACACAUCUUCAAUCGCACAAGAUUAAACAUACGAGCGAAAAAAAUUAUUCCUGUAAGUACUGUCCGUCAAAGUUCGGUUCGAGUACUGCGCAGCACAAACAUGAAAUUCUUCAUACCGGAAUUUAUCCCUAUCGGUGUGAAAUUUGUGGGAAAGUUGCUAAAACGCGGCUUCAUUACGUCAAGCACUAUGAAGCCCACAUUGAAGGUUCGUUGAAAGUGUUCCAGUGCCAUCUUUGCGAGCAGCGUUACAGUAAGGAUCAUUUUUUGUCUAACCAUAUGAAAUAUUCACAUCGAAUCGAGCCGCAAGAUAAAGACUGGGAUAAAAAGUUCAACCGUCAGAGCAGUAAAAAAUAUGAUUCUAGUAGCAUCGACAGAACUGGAAUGAAGCAACCGUUAGAGUUAGUUGAUUGUACUGCUGGCGAAGAAGAAAUAGAUUUUCUGAUUGAAUAAAGCCAAAAUAUAUUUGUAAUAGUAAUUGUGGUAUCCCUAGUUCAUUUACGAUGGUAUUGGUGUUUGACACGAAAUCAACCUAGAUGACACACACGCUGGCAAGUGACUUGAAUCAGUCUUACUUUACAUC
Molecule: messenger RNA, 2421 nt
Organism: Toxorhynchites rutilus septentrionalis
Lineage: Eukaryota; Metazoa; Arthropoda; Insecta; Diptera; Culicidae
Product: zinc finger protein 90-like
Exons: 2
Coding region: 123-2291 (722 amino acids)
Biological process (GO): regulation of transcription by RNA polymerase II
Cellular component (GO): nucleus
Molecular function (GO): RNA polymerase II transcription regulatory region sequence-specific DNA binding; zinc ion binding; DNA-binding transcription factor activity, RNA polymerase II-specific
Source: RefSeq, a predicted model, not a curated record